Molecule: messenger RNA, 7347 nt
Organism: Pocillopora verrucosa
Lineage: Eukaryota; Metazoa; Cnidaria; Anthozoa; Scleractinia; Pocilloporidae
Source: RefSeq, a predicted model, not a curated record
AUGAUAGACAAACUUCAUAAGUUUAAAAUACUUUCUUGCAUUUCUACAGUGACGCCUGCUAUCGAGACGCACCCACAAGCUGAUCCGGUCAAAGAAGGAGAGAACUUGACUUUCUUUUGCAACGCUACUGGAAGCUCUUUGACAAUAUCAUGGACGAAAAAUGGAUCUUCUAUAAAUCCAAAUGAAGACGUACGGAUCCGUUUGUCAACAGACAAAGAGCAUUUGACAAUAAAGAAUGUGAGCAGGAAAGACAACGGAGCAUACCGAUGUGUGGCGAGCAACAAGGUUGGAAAUGCUACCUCCAAUGCUGCCAUAGUGACUGUCCGAUUUGCCCCUGAAAUCUCCCAAUCUCCAAGGGAUACCACGGAAGUGGAAGGACAAACUGCCGAGUUCAAUUGCGUAGUAGCAGGGUACCCUAAACCCGAUGUUGCUUGGGAAAAAAAUGGAGUGGAAUUGAAUGUGGCUAAACAUGAGCGACUUAGAGUCUCUUCCAAUGAUGGAAACCACCGAUUGAUCAUAUCAAAUGUUCAACAAUCGGAUGCAGGACAAUACAAAUGUGUUGCUAAUAACAGUUUGGAUACUGUGAAUUCAUCUUCAGCAACCCUAACAGUACAUUUUGAUCCAGAAGUUACAGUUGAUGGUGAUAAGGAGAAGAUUGUGGCUAAGGGCGACGAUAUCAAGGUAACAUGUCGGCACAAGGCCCUACCGCCUGUGACUGAGGUGCAAUGGAUAAAAGAUGGAGAGGUGAUUUCAACAAACUCCACGAAAGUGAUCAACAACUCCCGAUUGAAUAUUCUGCACUUCAAUGAGAGCCUCAUACAGUUGUCGAUCAGCACAGCUAUCGUGGCUGAUAGUGGGAAUUACACUUGCAAUGUCACAAAUAUGGUUAACAGUUCAUCAGACUCGACAUCUAUCAUUGUCGAAGUAAAGCCUUCCAUCCUUACUCAGCCAAAAAGUGCUGCCCCUGAAGAAGGAGACACCGUCAAGUUGUAUUGCAACGCUACAGGAAGCCCUAUACUGCACAUAUCCUGGACGUUUGAUGGAUCUCUCAUAACAGCAAACGAGAACUCCAGGAUCAGUUUGUCCAACGACUCUCAAGAAUUGACAAUAACAAAUGUGAAAAGAGGAGACAGUGGAGAUUACCGAUGUUUAGUGAAAAACAGGGUCGGAAAUGACACUUCUCACCCCUCUGUGAUAAACGUGCUUUAUCGGCCUGAAAUUAUUACGCAUCCUAAGAGUGUUACAUUAGAAGAAGGACUCCUCAUGACCUUAUUUUGUAACGCGACCGGAAAUCCACCACCAACAAUAUCAUGGACCAAAGAUGGAUCUCCUUUAAAUAACAACCAAGGGAUACUUUUUUCAGGAGACAACGAGACACUGUUUAUUGCGAGUAUUAACAGAACGGAAAGCGGAAAUUACAGAUGUGUUGCCAGGAACGGCCUUGGAAAUGAUCUCUCAAAUCCUGCAAAAGUCGACGUACAGUUUCAGCCUGAAAUUAUUACGCAUCCUAAGAAUGUUACAGUAGAAGAAGGACUCCCCAUGAACUUAUUUUGUAACGCGACCGGAAAUCCACCACCAACGCUAUCAUGGACCAAAGAUGGAUCUCCUUUAAAUAACAACCAAGGGAUACUUUUUUCAGGAGAUAACGAGACACUGUCUAUAGCGAGUAUUAACAGAUCAAAAAGCGGAAAUUACAGAUGUGUGGCCAGGAACAGCCUUGGAAAUGAUUCCUCAAAUCCUGCAAACGUCGACGUACAGUUUGCACCUGAAAUCGUGGAAAAUCCAAAGGAUGCCACCCUAGUUGAGGGAAAAGAUGUUGUGUUUAGUUGCAUGAUAGAUGGAAAUCCUUCACCAAGAGUCACUUGGACGAAGAACGAGGAAAAACUGAACACAACAGUAAAUCCACGACUAACAGCGUCGUCACUGAACAACAAGCGCAGUUUGACGAUCACAGAUGUUCAACGAUCGGAUUCGGGACAAUACAGAUGUGUGAUUAUUAAUAGUGUUGGCAACAUAACAUCAUCUCCAGGAGAUCUAAAUGUACAAUUUAGAGCAGAUGUCAAAAUUAGUGGCAGUAAACAAAAGUUUGUUGCAAUAAACAAACAGAUCCAUCUGACUUGCCAGUACAAUGCUUCACCACCAGUGUCAGAGGUACAAUGGGUUAAAGAUGGAAGUGUGAUUGCUAGGAAUGAUAGUGGGAUUGGUAAUGGAUUGGUGAAUAUUACAGAAUUCACUGAAAGUCAAUCACAGCUUUUAAUUUCAUCAAGUACAAGGAAUGAUGAGGGAAAUUACACCUGCUUUGUCACAAAUGCUGUUGGCAAUUCCUCAGAUAUAACUUCAGUUGUUAUACAAGUGGUACCAGACCCACCACAUACAUUGACGGUUGAUUUUAAUGGCCCACGGGUGGUGAAUAUCUCUUGGACAGCUGGUUUUGAUGGAAAGAGCCCCAUUCAGAACUACACAGUGGAGAUCAGUCAAUAUAAUCAGAUCUUUAAGGGUGUUAUUUGUCAGGGAUCACUCUCAAGUGGUGCCUGUGUGGUGUCCAGUUCCUCCACAAAAGCCUCUCUAACCGGGCUUCUUCCUUGGACAACAUAUAACAUUAGAGUGUUUGCGACAAACGCAAUUGGCAGAAGUAACAGCAGCCAAAUUCUGAAUGUUACCACAGAUGAAGAAGUGCCAAGUGAGGCUCCGACUUUUGAUGUGAUUGUUGUCAAUUCAACUGCAGUGAAUGUUUCCUGGCAGAUGCUUAGUAAGGUCAAAGCUAGAGGUGCUAUCUUGGGCUAUUACGUUUUCUACCGGGUUAUUAACAGCACUGCACUCUGGGAAAAUAAAACUGUUGAUGGAGCCGAAACGACAUCGCUUCUAGUAGGACCACUAAAUGAACACACUACUUACGAGUUUGCCAUGCAGGCGUUUAACCGUAAAGGUGUCAGCAAUUUAAGUGCUUUGGUGGAAAAGACUACCGACCAGCACAAGCCUGGUAAGCCUCCACAAAUGGUCGUAUUAAGUGAGAUAAAAUCUACAAGUAUCAGAGUAAGCUGGAAGCCUGUCCCAGCUGAUGAUCGAAAUGGAAUCAUCAAAGGAUAUAAAGUGAAUUAUCACGCCUUAGCAGAUAGUGAAAUAAAUACAAAGACCCUUUAUAUCAACAGUGGAGAACAGGGUGUUGAAAAAGCAACAACUUUACAGCCUCUGAGUGCGUUCACAAACUACAGCAUUACUGUGUUAGCAUUUACUGAAGUCGGAGAUGGGCCACAAAGCGUUGCCCAGGUCGAGCAGACAAUGGAGGACGCGCCCGGUGGCCCACCACAAACUGUCAUAAUCGAUGUCAUAUCUUCUACAAAUAUCUCCGUUUCAUGGGAUCCUGUCACGGCGGAACAUCGAAACGGAAUCAUCAAAGGAUAUAAAGUGAAUUAUCGAGCCUUACCGAAUAGUGACAUUCUUACUGCGGUCCUCAAUAUCACCAGCCAGCAACAGAAUGAAGGACAAACGGUGACUUUAGAUAAACUGAACGAGUUUACAAACUACAGCAUCAGAGUGUUAGCAUUUACUGCAAUCGGUGAUGGUCCAUUAAGUGUUGCCCAGGUUAAGCAAACACUGGAAGACAAACCCAGCGGCCGACCUAAGACAGUGGCAGCUACUGUAAAAUCCUCUAAAAGUAUCUCCGUUUCUUGGGAUCCUGUGGAUGCUGAUGAUAGAAAUGGAAUCAUCAAAGGAUAUAAAGUAAAUUAUCAAGCCUUACCGAAUGGUGUCACAGUGCCCAAGUUCCAGAAUAUCACCAGUGAGCAACAGAAUAAAAAACAAACAGUGCUUUUAGAUGAUCUGAAUGAGUUUACAAACUACAGCAUUAGUGUGUUAGCAUUUACUGUUAUUGGAAAUGGACCAGCAAGUGGUGCCCAGGUUGUGGAGACACUGGAAGACAAACCUAGCGGCCGACCUAAGACAGUGGCAGCUACUGUAACAUCUUCCAAAAGUAUCUCCGUUUCUUGGGAUCCUGUGGAUGCUGAUGAUAGAAAUGGAAUCAUCAAAGGAUAUAAAGUAAAUUAUCAAGCCUUACCGAAUGGUAUCAUGGUGCCCAAGUUCCGCAAUAUCACCAGUGAGCAACAGAAUGAACAACAAACAGUGCUUAUAGAAUAUCUGAAUGAGUUUACAAACUACAGCAUUAGUGUGUUAGCAUUUACUGCAAUUGGAAAUGGACCGGCAAGUGAUGCCCAAGUUGUGGAGACACUGGAAGACAAACCUAGCGGCCGACCUAAGACAGUGGCAGCUACUGUAACAUCUUCCAAAAGUAUCUCCGUUUCUUGGGAUCCUGUGGAUGCUGAUGAUAGAAAUGGAAUCAUCAAAGGAUAUAAAGUAAAUUAUCAAGCCUUACCGAAUGGUAUCAUGGUGCCCAAGUUGCGCAAUAUCACCAGUGAGCAACAGAAUGAACAACAAACAGUGCUUAUAGAAUAUCUGAAUGAGUUUACAAACUACAGCAUUAGUGUGUUAGCAUUUACUGCAAUUGGAAAUGGACCAGCAAGUGAUGCCCAAGUUGUGGAGACACUGGAAGACAAACCUAGCGGCCGACCUAAGACAGUGGCAGCUACUGUAACAUCUUCCAAAAGUAUCUCCGUUUCUUGGGAUCCUGUGGAUGCUGAUGAUAGAAAUGGAAUCAUCAAAGGAUAUAAAGUAAAUUAUCAAGCCUUACCGAAUGGUAUCAUGGUGCCCAAGUUGCGCAAUAUCACCAGUGAGCAACAGAAUGAACAACAAACAGUGCUUAUAGAAUAUCUGAAUGAGUUUACAAACUACAGCAUUAGUGUGUUAGCAUUUACUGCAAUUGGAAAUGGACCGGCAAGUGAUGCCCAAGUUGUGGAGACACUAGAAGACAAACCCAGCGGCCGACCUAAGACAGUGGCAGCUACUGUAACAUCUUCCAAAAGUAUCUCCGUUUCUUGGGAUCCUGUGGAUACUGAUGAUAGAAAUGGAAUCAUCAAAGGAUAUAAAGUAAAUUAUCAAGCCUUACCGAAUGGUAUCAUGGUGCCCAAGUUCCGCAAUAUCACCAGUGAGCAACAGAAUGAACAACAAACAGUGCUUAUAGAAUAUCUGAAUGAGUUUACAAACUACAGCAUUAGUGUGUUAGCAUUUACUGCAAUUGGAAAUGGACCGGCAAGUGAUGCCCAAGUUGUGGAGACACUGGAAGACAAACCUAGCGGCCAACCUCGGACAGUGGCAGCUACUGUAACAUCCUCUAAAAGUAUCUCCGUUUCUUGGGAUCCUGUGGAUGCUGAUGAUAGAAAUGGAAUCAUCAAAGGAUAUGAAGUAAAUUAUCAAGCCUUACCGAAUGGUAUCAUGGUGCCCAAGUUCCGCAAUAUCACCAGUGAGCAACAGAAUGGACAACAAACAGUGCUUAUAGAACAACUGAAUGAGUUUACAAACUACAGCAUUAGUGUGUUAGCAUUUACUGCAAUUGGAAAUGGACCGGCAAGUGGUGUCCAGGUUGUGGAGACACUGGAAGACAAACCCAACGGCCAACCUAAGACAGUGGCAGCUACUGUAACAUCCUCUAAAAGUAUCUCCGUUUCUUGGGAUCCUGUGGAUGCUGAUGAUAGAAAUGGAAUCAUCAAAGGAUAUAAAGUAAAUUAUCAAGCCUUACCGAAUGGUACCAUGAUGCCCAAGUUCCGCAAUAUCACCAGUGAGCAACAGAAUGAACAACAAACAGUGCUUAUAGAAUAUCUGAAUGAGUUUACAAACUACAGCAUUAGUGUGUUAGCAUUUACUGCAAUUGGAAAUGGACCAGCAAGUGAUGCCCAAGUUGUGGAGACACUGGAAGACAAACCUAGCGGCCGACCUAAGACAGUGGCAGCUACUGUAACAUCUUCCAAAAGUAUCUCCGUUUCUUGGGAUCCUGUGGAUGCUGAUGAUAGAAAUGGAAUCAUCAAAGGAUAUAAAGUAAAUUAUCAAGCCUUACCGAAUGGUAUCAUGGUGCCCAAGUUCCGCAAUAUCACCAGUGAGCAACAGAGUGAACAACAAACAGUGCUUAUAGAAUAUCUGAAUGAGUUUACAAACUACAGCAUUAGUGUGUUAGCAUUUACUGCAAUUGGAAAUGGACCGGCGAGUGGUGCCCAAGUUGUGGAGACAUUGGAAGAUAAACCCAACGGCCAACCUAAGACAGUGGCAGCUACUGUAACAUCCUCUAAAAGUAUCUCCGUUUCUUGGGAUCCUGUGGAUGCUGAUGAUAGAAAUGGAAUCAUCAAAGGAUAUAAAGUAAAUUAUCAAGCCUUACCGAAUGGUAUCAUAGUGCCCAAGUUCCGCAGUAUUACCAGUGAGCAACAGAAUGAAAAACAAACAAUGUUUUUAGAACAUCUGAAUGAGUUUACAAACUACAGCAUUAGUGUGUUAGCAUUUACCGCAAUUGGAAAUGGACCGGCAAGUGGUGCCCAGGUUGUGGAGACACUGGAAGACAAACCCAGUGGUGCCCCUCAAAAUUUGAGUUUAGGCAACACAACUUCAACAAGCAUAUUUGUCAUGUGGGAAGCGGUUUCGAGAGCUGAACAGAAUGGUAUCAUUAUUUCUUAUAACGUCAGCUAUCGGGUGAUACUUGGAAAUGGAUCUGGUGGGCCUAUCAAUUCUACAUUAGUUAGUGCUCCUAAGAUGUACGUGAACCUGACUGGCCUAAUAAAGGAUAUGUAUUACAACAUCAGUGUCUUGGCAUCCACAAUCAAGGGAGACGGAAUAUACAGUAACCCAAAGAAAUUUAGAACGAACGAAGACAGGCCGAGUGGUCCUCCACAGAGGGUACGAGGUCGUUUCACUAGUUCAACCAGCAUCAUGGUUGACUGGGAUGUUGUGCGUGAAGACCAGCGACAUGGUGAAAUCAUAAGCUAUACUGUCAGGUACAAAAAAUUAACGGAUGGUACUUACAAGGAGACAAAAGUUACGCCAAGAUCUGAUGAAUUGAAGGAACUUGAUAAGUUCACAGUCUACAAAAUUGAGGUCCUAGCUGCCACCAGAGUUGGAGAUGGGCCACCAAGUGAACCCAUCGAAGAAAGAACAGACGAAGACAAACCUGAGAAACCUCCUCAAUCAGUCACCGUAACGACAUUCGACAGCAGUAGAAUCGAAGUGACGUGGGAGCCGGUUCCUAAAGAUUUCCAGCAUGGUAUUAUAACGGAGUACGUCAUACUUUACAAUUAUUCUGGUGAAGGAAAAAUAUCAGAACACAAGGUAUUAGGAAAUAUUAGCAAAGUGGUUGUUGGAGGACUCAAGCAAUCUACUGAAUACACAAUCCGAGUUCUGGCUGCAACCGUGAAGGGAAGGGGUCCAGCAAGUAGUCCUAAAUCUGCUACAACCGAAGGUAAGGAAGCAAUUUAA